This is a messenger RNA of Brassicogethes aeneus, 2336 nucleotides long. The record is from the annotation of a GenBank genome assembly. NCBI's taxonomy places the organism in Eukaryota, Metazoa, Arthropoda, Insecta, Coleoptera, Nitidulidae.
ACCUAGUUAAAAUGGAAUUCUUCAGUAGACCAGUUUUUUUAAAUAUCUUUAUAUUUAUUUUUACAUUUAAAAGUAUAAAAUGUCAGUGUAAUGUAAAAGAAACUUGCCAUGAUUGUAUACAAGACCUUAAGUGUGAUUGGUGCAUAGAAAACUAUCCAACGUGUAUUGAAAGAUCCUCGAAUAGAAGGUGUAAUGGAAGAUUAAUAUCACCUAAAUCAAAUAUACUUAUAACAAAAAAUAUUCCUUUAUCAAUUAAUACUGUUGAAACUCCAAUAACACAAAUGCAACCUCAACAAAUCUCCUUAAACCUACGCAAAGGCGAGGAAUACAAUUUCACCUUUAAAUAUAAACCCGUCAAAUUUUAUCCUAUAGACUUGUAUUACCUUAUGGACGUUUCUGCAUCAAUGAAACAACAUAAGGAACAAGUUGCUGAGUUGGGUGGAACAAUAUCGGAUACCAUGAGGCAUAUUACUAAUGACUUCAGACUUGGUUUUGGAACGUUCAUUGAUAAACCAACUCUACCAUUUGCUGAUCCAAUGAAACAAUAUAAGUAUGAUGUAGAACCUCCAUACGGGUUUAGAAAUCACUUACCUCUAACCCAGGACUUCAAACAAUUCAUACGCAAAGUACGAACGACUCGCCAAUCAGAAAACAUUGAUGUACCAGAAGGAGGUUUGGACUCAAUACUGCAAGCUAUAGUGUGUCUAAAAGAAGUCCAGUGGAGAAGUCAAGCGAGACGCCUAAUAGUUUUUGCUACAGACGCCAGCUUCCACAUUUCUGGAGAUGGAAAAUUUGGUGGGAUAGUGGAACCGAAUGAUGGGGAAUGUCAUGUUGUUAAUGGAGAGUAUAUGGGCUCUUUAUUGUAUGAUUAUCCCUCUAUCUCGCAGAUUAAACAUGCUGCUUUAAGUAACGAUGUUUAUAUUAUUUUUGCUAUAGCAAAUGCAGAGGUUUAUCAAGAGUAUACAGAUUUAGCUGAUUAUUUGAAGCCAGUUGCUUAUGUUGGUUUAAUCAAUGAGGAAUCAAGUAAUAUACAGGAAAUAAUCGUGAAUAAUUACAAAAAAAUUAUGGAUUCUGUUACCAUAACCACUGAUUCACCAAAAUUUGUAAUACAAAUAGACUCAAACUGUAAAAAUAAAACGAAAAGUGGUUGUCUUUAUAUUCAUCAAGAUGAAGUUAUUGAGUUUACGGCAACUAUUAAAGCUGCGGAGUGCAUUAAUAAUAAAAAUAUUUUGAUAAAACCCGAUGGAAUGGAGGAUAAUAUAAUGAUAAAUUUAAAUGUUAUAUGCAGUUGUGAUUGUGAAAAAUAUCCUGACCCUGAUUUUGUUGAAAACUCGAAUAUCUGCUCCAAUAAUGGAAAUAUGGAAUGUGGUGCAUGUAAUUGUAAAGCGGGGUUUUACGGGAACAAUUGCGAAUGUCAAGGAUCUCAAGAUUUGAACAUCUUUAACUUAAGUUUAUGCCAACCAAAACUAAACUCUCCAAUCUGCUCAGACAGAGGAGAUUGUUUUUGUAACACAUGCCACUGUUCAAAACUCCCAAACAACCAAAAAAUCUAUGGAAAAUUUUGCGAAUGCGAUAACUUUUCCUGCAACAAAAACAACAACCUGCUGUGCAACAACCGUGGAACGUGCGAUUGUGGUAAAUGUCUGUGCCAAGAAGGAUGGAGCGGUGAGGCAUGUGAAUGUCUACCUGUUACAUCAUGCAAGGCUUCAAGUGAUGAACUGGUUUGUUCUGGCAGAGGAAGUUGCAGCUGCGGGUUAUGUUUAUGUGACAUGCCAUUUACUGGGAAAUAUUGCGAAAUAUGCACCAACUGUGGAAAUAGAAGAUGUGAAGAAUUACGUCAUUGCGUAGAAUGUCAAGUGUAUCAUACAGGAAAAUACAAUAAGGAUGAAUGUAAUCAAAAUUGUAUCGAUUUUACCACAAUAGCUGUAGAUAAGUUUGGAAACAUGACAAACACUGAAGACUGUAUUAUAUUGGAUGACGAUGACUGCAAGAUUAUUUUUAAAUACUUCGAAUUUGUGGGUCUGGAUUUAUCCCUAAAAGUUGUGGCUUUAAACAAGAAACAGUGCAGUGAAAAAAUGUCAGCAUGGGCUUUGGCAGGAAUUAUCAUAGGAAGCAUGUUACUAGCUGCAUUGGUGGGUUUAGUAUCAUGGAAAAUAGCAACCACUGUAAACGAUAGAAGGGAGUACGCAAAAUUUGAGGAGAGCAGUAGAGGAGCAUACUGGGCAAAUAAAAACCCUUUAUACAAAAAUGUGGUUACCUCCCACGUAAAUCCACAUUACAAAUCAAAAAAGGAAAACAGCGAAGAUGAAGAUGAAAGUUUUUUAUAGUAUAACAUU